This is a messenger RNA of Mycosarcoma maydis (corn smut), 1743 nucleotides long. Its product is annotated as squalene monooxygenase. The record is from RefSeq and is a predicted model, not a curated record. NCBI's taxonomy places the organism in Eukaryota, Fungi, Basidiomycota, Ustilaginomycetes, Ustilaginales. Gene Ontology annotation, biological process: ergosterol biosynthetic process. Gene Ontology annotation, cellular component: endoplasmic reticulum; membrane. The transcript has a single exon. Bases 1 to 1743 code for a protein of 580 amino acids. Gene Ontology annotation, molecular function: flavin adenine dinucleotide binding; squalene monooxygenase activity.
AUGCUCUCCAAAACUUCAUCCGCCAAGCCCGACAUCAUCCUUGUCGGAGCCGGCAUCGUUGGCUCCGCUCUUGCCUAUUCGCUCGGCAAGUCCGGCCGCCGGGUAGCUCUUCUCGAGAGAGACUUUGACGAGCCGGACCGUAUUGUCGGCGAGCUUCUUCAGCCCGGUGGUGUACGUGCACUCUCCAAAAUGGGCAUUGUCGAUACGCUUGAAGAUAUCGACGCUGUUCCUGUCGAAGGCUACCACGUAUUCUACGGUUCUCGCUCCGUACCUAUCCCUUAUCCGCAGGAAAGACCCGACCAAGCCGGCAGUGGCGUUGUCAGUAAUAGUGGCAGGGUUGAGGGUCGCAGUUUCCACCAUGGCAAGUUCGUUCAGUCUCUACGCAGCAAGGCUCUUCAUCAGCAAAAUGUCACCCCGUACGAAGCCACAGUACGAGAUCUGCUCAAAGACGCCGAAGGCAGAGUCGUUGGUGUCAGCGCUACGUGGAAGAAAGCGCCAGAGGGCAAACCAGCGGCUUUUGAGCUGCGUGCUCCUCUCACCAUUGUUGCUGAUGGCUGCUUCUCCAAAUUUCGACGUACACACGGAAGCUCAAUCCAACCCUUGGUUCGAUCCAACUUUGUCGGUCUUGAGCUGCACGAUGCUCCCUUACCUGCGCCGCACCACGGCCAUGUCGUCUUGUCCAAGAACGGUCCGGUGUUGCUGUAUCAGAUUGGCACCCACACCACACGUAUUCUGAUCGAUGUAGCCGGCGAAAAGCUACCUUCGGCAGCAAAAGGAGAUCUGCAAAAGCACGUCAACGAGAAUGUAAUUUCUCAGCUUCCAGAGCAGCUGCGCGAAUGCGUUCAAGUCGAAAUGGCCAAAGGUCAGCGAUUGCGCAGUAUGCCCAAUUCCUUCCUGCCGCCCAGCAUGCAGGGUCAGUCCGAACACGCAAAGGGAGUCAUCGUGGUCGGAGAUGCGAUGAAUAUGCGACAUCCUCUCACAGGCGGUGGAAUGACCGUCGGUCUCUGGGAUGCCGUUCAUCUCACAGAAGUGCUCGGUGGAUCAGAAUGGGCACCACUCUCUGGCGACAAACCAUCACGCGCUCCACUCGAACUCGCCAAUUGGUCUACCCUCAGCCCAGCAUUGCGCUCCUGGCACUGGAACAGGAAGGGUCUCUCUUCCGUCAUCAACAUUCUCGCACAAGCAUUGUACAGCCUGUUUGGCGCCGACGAUGCCAACCUCGAAGUGCUGCGAGAAGGUUGUUUCAAGUACUUUGAAAUGGGAGGCGAGUGUGUCAAUGGUCCUGUAUCGCUGCUUUCUGGACUGGCACCGAGACCGAUGCUCCUCGUUGGACACUUUUUCGCUGUUGCUGUAUACAGCAUCUAUGCGCUGUUCGCUCAUCCCAAAUUCUACCCUAAGGAGGGAAAGACGAGGAAGCCUUCACUAUUGGAAUACCCAGCGUUGAUCUGGCGAUCCAUCAUGGUUUUCUACACGGCAUGUAUCGUGCUGCUUCCGGUCGUUUUCACGGAGAUGAAGAGCAACGUUCCAAGGCUCACUCCUGUCACCGCAGCUUCAGGAACAAGUGGAAAGGGCGGUCAAUUGGCGAACGCUGGAUCUCUCAGGACGGACAACUUUGCCCUCGUCAGUGCCUCAAUUCUGCUGAUUGCAACCGUGAUGUUCUGGGGCAACGCGAGGGAUCCUGGUACAGCGAGAAACCUGUCCAAUUGGUUGGUCUUUCCCAAAGUAGGUGCCGGAGCGUCCUGA